AAAACCUAGAGAUAGAGGAAAGUAUUCACUCCGAUAGACAGACACUUCCGGUUUUAGAACGACUUCAUUAAGAAUCAAAGCUUGGAAAGGCUGUAACUCUCCCAAACUUUCAGGGCGUCUGCUAGAAUGCGACAGAAGCCCCGCCUAUGUUAGUGUCGUCACCACAAGGCGACACGUCUUAUUCUCCCCCAUUGACACUAUAGUCAAGGAGCUUCCAAAACGUUUGUAGGUGACGUGACAACAUCAUCAGUCAGAGACAUCCUCAUCCAAAGGCUUUUUGACAUCUCCGAGGGAUUGAUUGAAGAGAAUCAUGGCAGCUGUGGGCUUUGAGGAAUUCUCGGUGCCUCCUGGCUCUGAGCUGGCCCUCCCUCCUCUUUUUGGUGGCAAUAUCCUUGAGAGUGAACUAGAGACAGAGGUAGAGUUUGCUGAUGGUGGAAUAGCAGAAGAAGAGGAAGAGGAAGGUGUCUUGCGGCAGCAGGAGAUGACACGACGCAAGUGCCAGGCACUAGCACGGCGCUGCAAGGAGUUGGAACAGGUGAAUGAGAGGAUGUUAAAUCGGUUGCAUCAGGUUCAGAGAAUAACACUGCGACUGAAGCAGGAGAGAAGGUUUCUCAUGAGGGUGUUGGAUUCGUAUGGCGAUGAUUACAGACAAGGCCAUCUGGACAUAGUCUUAGAGGAUGAAGGGGGCCACAGCCCUGAUGCUCCCACCCCCGGCAACACAGAAAAUGAACCCCCUGAAAAGGACAUGCCCAGGUGCCCCCCAGGUCCUCUCCCUGCCCAUGAGCCUGAGAGCCUUUCUCCAAGUGAAGGCCCCACCACCAAGAAGCGGCGGCGCCACCUGCGAGAGGAAAAGGAAGGGAGAGCACGACGAGUAGCCCAAACGUUAUUGCCUAUGGAAGAAUUCCCUGCACAGGUUAAGUCUGAAGAGGAGUUCCAGUGUGAGCAGGAGGAUGUCCUUGCCUCCGCCUGGCAGCCAUCCAGCCCCCGAGACAAGCUACUUCAUUACCCUAAGUUUUCAAGUCCCGGGGCCUGUUCUGAUUUUGACUGAGGCCAGCCACCACUUGCCUGAACUCUAAAGGAGAUUCUAAACAUCACUUACAUCUGUUGCUUCCCACCAAUUUGUCAGAUGACACUGAAGGAGCACACACUCAUUUUCCAGGAACAGAAUGAGAUGGAGUAUAGAAAUUCAACACACCUACUGCACACCAAACUCAAUUCCACACCAAGUGGAAAAAUGGCAGUAUGAAUUGUACCGGGACAUUUAAGAAAUAGCCUAGAAGUCAGUAGUAGAACGGAAACCACUAUGUAUACUGAGUAGUUUGCCCCACUGUAACACCUUCCCAGUGUGUGGGAUUUCAACUCCUGCUGUUGCCAGCCAGCAUGUCAAAGGCAGAAAACAGUAGGAGCUGUAGUCCCACAUAGCUGGAGAGAAUAUUGUAUUAAAUGAAGGGAUUUUGUUUCACAUGUCUGAAAUCUUAAUGUAGGAUACCAGGUGGGAAUGGGCACUUAUUGGCCAGGUUUUAUGUAUAUUUAAUGUUGUAGUGGAUGUGUUGGAAAAGAGAGUGCUGCUGCUUGAGUCAUUAAGUGUUCAGUCUCUCAUCUGUUGUCCUUUUUGUAAGAAAUGAUGUCUAAACAAAAGGGGAGGUUGUAUCUGGCAUCCACAAGUUCCUCUGAGAAAGUAGCUGAGGAAACAUCAUUGCUGUUCCAUGUGAUAAUGUUCUCUAGAGACUUGCCUUCUAACAGCUAAAGUCGCUGCUGAGGGAGAACUGGUCUCCAAUGGCCUUCAUUGUCAAGGCAAGAUUCUAAGGUGUGUCUCCUGACCAGUCUCACUAAGGACACAUUAUUACAGACAUUUGGAUUUAGCUCCCACUGGCUGUGGAGGUAUUUAUUCCCAACAAUACAUGAAAGAAUCCCAUCCCUGGCCUGCACUGGUUGUUUGAGUGGAAGUGAUGGGACCUGCAAUCCAGCAUCACUGGAGAACAUCAGCUUUGGAAGAACUGGCAUCAUGGCGGCUUGCAUUAAACGAGUCAGUUCCGUACCAAUAAAAGCAAAGCUUUGCAGCCUG
This is a messenger RNA of Anolis sagrei ordinatus, 2065 nucleotides long. RefSeq names its product TCF3 fusion partner (gene TFPT). Gene Ontology annotation, cellular component: Ino80 complex. Gene Ontology annotation, molecular function: DNA binding. The record is from RefSeq and is a predicted model, not a curated record. Gene Ontology annotation, biological process: positive regulation of apoptotic process; apoptotic signaling pathway; apoptotic process. Lineage: Eukaryota; Metazoa; Chordata; Lepidosauria; Squamata; Anolidae.